AUGAGAUCUUCUAUUGCCCUAUUUGCCCUGGCCGGGUCUGCUCACGCAAUCCCUUUCGCCGAUCUUUUGAAAAAGAGACAAUCUUUAUCGCAGUUCACCGAUGUCGAUAUCUUGAACUACGCCUUGACUCUUGAGCAUCUGGAGAACCGCUUCUACCUGGACGCCCUGAAGAACUUUACCCAAGCGKACUUUGCUGCUGCCGGAUACGACUCCACCUUCUACACCAACCUACGUGAGACCAGUUCAGAUGAGUCGAUCCACGUCGCGUUCCUCUCUGGAGCAAUCACUGCUGCUGGUGCAACUCCUGUGAAAGAGUGCAGCUAUGCAUUUGGCAUUACCUCUGUCGACGCGUUCGUAGCUACAGCUUCCAUUCUGGAGGGCGUCGGCGUUGCCGCAUAUCUUGGGGCCGCUGCACAGAUUGCAACUAAAGCGUAUCUUACUGCAGCUGGCAGUGUUCUUACCGUCGAAGCUCGCCACAGCUCCUACCUGCGUGCCAGCCUCGGCCAGUCACCUUUCCCUCAACCACAAGAAGUGCCGUUGACCCCGAACGAGGUCUUUACGCUUGCCUCCGGCUUCAUCACUGCUUGCCCAAGCGACAACCCAUCGUUCCCCGUCAAGGCAUACCCCGGGCUCGCCGUGACAUCGACCGGUUCAAUCACUACAGGCUCUCGCAUCACAGUGUCUACUUCCGGAUACGUUCUUGCAGCCAAAGACCCAAGGGCUCGAAUCUAUGCAAGCUUUGCGUCUGCCGGAGGACCAGUCUGGGCCCCGUUGACUCCUGCCGGGAAUGGCAUGGACUUUUACGUUACCGUUCCCGAUGGAGUGUUUGGUCAGAGCUACCUGCGUUUCUCGAACUGCGAGGGCGUUGCGACUCUCGCCGAAAGCCAGAUCGUUGCUGGUCCAGCCAUCGUAGAAGUUUCGAAAUGA
Molecule: messenger RNA, 927 nt
Organism: Ramularia collo-cygni
Lineage: Eukaryota; Fungi; Ascomycota; Dothideomycetes; Mycosphaerellales; Mycosphaerellaceae
Product: related to stress response protein rds1p
Exons: 4
Coding region: 1-927 (308 amino acids)
Source: RefSeq, a predicted model, not a curated record